Molecule: messenger RNA, 1497 nt
Organism: Lepus europaeus (European hare)
Lineage: Eukaryota; Metazoa; Chordata; Mammalia; Lagomorpha; Leporidae
Product: butyrophilin subfamily 1 member A1-like
Exons: 8
Coding region: 1-1497 (498 amino acids)
Biological process (GO): T cell receptor signaling pathway; regulation of cytokine production
Cellular component (GO): external side of plasma membrane
Molecular function (GO): signaling receptor binding
Source: RefSeq, a predicted model, not a curated record
AUGGCAAAGGCAGGCAGUGGGGGCAUCUUCCUGCACAGCUGCGCCAUCUCCCUCCUCUCCCUGCAGCUCCUGCCAGCUGGGGAAGGGAGAGCCGAUUUCAAGGUCCUUGGGCCGGACAGCCCCAUCCUGGCCACCGUGGGGGAGGACGCAUUGCUGCCCUGCAGACUGUCCCUCAACCUCAGCGCGGAGGACAUGGAGCUGAGGUGGUACAGGAGCCGGCCCUCGCCCGCCGUGUACCUGCACAGGCGUGGAGCACAGGUGUCCAGAGAGCAGAUGGCAGAGUACCGGGGGAGGACGACUUUCCUGGGUGACCACCUGGCCAGGGGCGAGGCUGUGCUGAGGAUUCACAACGUCACCGUGUAUGACAACGGGACCUACCACUGCCUCUUCAGGGACGGGGAGCCUCACAGCGAGACCACCCUGGCGCUGCAGGUGGCAGGGCUGGGCUUGGAACCCAGAAUCCAUGUGACCGAGGACCUGGACAAGGGCAUCCGAGCCGAGUGCACCUCAGCAGGCUGGUACCCAGAGCCUCACGUGGAGUGGAGAGACUUCAGGGGGCGUGCAGUGCCAGCUGUGACCCGUUUCUCAGCCUCAGCCACCACCGGCCUCUUGGCUGUGCUGUCCAGGGUGGCCGUCCCAGACAGGAGCAUGGGGGGUCUCACCUGCUCCAUCUCCAGCCCCCUGCUCCACGAGAGGAAGGUGGCUGAGAGCCACCUUCCCGUGAGUCCCUCGCUGGACCCCGCCACAGCCAGCCCCAAGCUCUCCCUGUCUGAGGAUCAGAAGAGUGUGAGGCGGCUGCUCUUCGACCAGGACCUGUCCCCCAGUGCCAGCAGGUUUGACCAGGACCCCUGCGUGCUGGCCCAGGAGCAGUUCUUUGCCGGGCAGUACUACUGGGAGGUCGAGGUGGGGGACAGGAAGGCCUGGAUGCUGGGCGUGUGUCUGGGCAGUGUGGGCCGGGAGGGCAGGGUCCCCAAGGCCCCCCAGCACGGCCUCUGGGCAGUGGAGUUUUACAAGGAGCGACUCCAGGCCCUGACCUACCCCAGGACGCAGCUCCGGCCUCCCCGGCGCCUCUGUCGGGUGGGUGUUUUCCUGGAUUGUGACAGGGGGAAGAUUUCUUUCCACAAUGCGGCUGACGGGUCCCUGGUCUAUGCAUUCUCUGGCCUCUCUUUCGCUGGCCCACUGCAGCCAUUCCUCUGUCUCUGGACUCAUGACCCCAGCCCCCUGACCUUCUGCCCUGUGGUCAGAGAGACCCAGGAAGAUGCUGGGGGCUCCAGGGACCCCGGCAGCCCUGCUCUGUUUGCACCCACCUGGUCUGGGAUUGGGUGCGCCACCGCCAAGAUUUGUUCCUCUUUCCCCCACAUCGCUCGCUCCAGGAUCGCGGCCGUGGGGUCGUCGGCGCCCGCGGGGAACGGCAGCCCCGAGCGCGCCGCCGCCAGACCCCGCAAGCCCGCAGGCCUGGGCCCGGAGCUGUGGAUGCUGCAGCCACCAAUGCGCUGA